UCAUAAACUAGCAUUUUAAAUAAUUUGACAUUGUUGUGAUUAUUAAUUAAUAAUAAUGAAAAUAUUAUUACGUUCGGGUAUUGCGAGAGCUUUCGGAGUCAGAAAUAUAAGCUCUAAUCCCAAAUUUGGUUUAAUAUUCGACAUAGAUGGUGUUAUAGUAAGAGGAAAAAAUGUAUUACCACCAGUUGCGGAAGCGUUUAAAAAACUUAGAGGAGAUGAUAAUAAAUUUCGUGUACCAACUGUAUUUGUAACGAAUAGUGGAAAUUCAUUGCGCAGUCAAAAAGCAGCCGAUUUGUCCAAAUGGAUUGGAUUUGAAAUAUCAGAGUCACAAGUUAUCUUAGCGCAUUCUCCAUUGCAAAUGUUUCACAAGCUUCACGACAAGCAAGUUUUAAUAUCGGGACAAGGACCGGUCAGAGAAAUAGCCAAAGAGUUGGGUUUUAAGAAGACUACUACGAUUGAUGAAUUAGUUCAAAAUUUUCCAAGUUUGGAUUACAUCAAUGUAUUGAAAAGAAAUCCGCAGAGCGGACCCAUAGAUCCUAAUUUUCCAAGAAUAGAAGGUAUCGUGUUAUUCAGUGAACCAACAUCUUGGGAAACUCCAUUACAAUUAAUAGUGGAUCUUUUAAUGACCAAUGGAAUGCCCAGUAAACUGCCAACAGACAUUCCAUAUCCACACAUUCCAGUAUUGGCAUGUAAUAUGGAUUUAUUGUGGGUAUCUGAAGCACCAAUUCCUAGGUACGGCCAUGGUGCUUUUCUAUUGUGUCUCGAACAACUGUACAAAAAAGUAACGGGAAAAGAAUUAUUGUAUACUGCAUUAGUUGGUAAACCUAAUGAAAUAACAUAUUAUCAUGCGAGCAAUAUGUUGUUGGAACAUGCUAAAAGCAUUGGAAUAGAACACAAUGUUGAUACUAUUUAUGCUAUUGGAGAUAACAUUAAUACAGAUAUAUUUGGUGCAAAUCUUUACGACAAGUAUUUGUCACGUUACGAAGCUGGCGGUGGCACUAAAUCUCGUAGUUUAGAAAAAUUGUUAGGUAAAAAUAUGAAAGGGCCUAGUGCAAAAGCGUGUAUCAGUAUUUUAGUUGAAACUGGUGUACAUCAACGAAAUUCUCAAUUUAUAAGUGAACACAGUCCUAGAGAUUUUUUACCUAUAGAUGAUGGUCUAUGUAAACCAGCUUUCAUUGUUGAUCACGUUGGUAAUGCGAUUGAUUUGGUAUUUAAAGAAGAAAAAUUCAAUUGAAAGAUCUGAUGAUACUGAAUCGAUACAGAAUGUAUUGGUGAUCUAAGUAAAACAUUAGUUAAUAAUUAGAUAAUA
Messenger RNA from Polistes dominula (European paper wasp), 1309 nucleotides. Its product is annotated as haloacid dehalogenase-like hydrolase domain-containing 5. Gene Ontology annotation, biological process: glycerophospholipid biosynthetic process. The record is from RefSeq and is a predicted model, not a curated record. Gene Ontology annotation, cellular component: mitochondrion. NCBI's taxonomy places the organism in Eukaryota, Metazoa, Arthropoda, Insecta, Hymenoptera, Vespidae.